UUUUUUUUUUAGUAACUCAACCUAUUUUCUUCACCUAGUUCUUUUCUAUUUCCUUAUGUCGAAUUCAAUUAAUACUUUUAACGCUAUCAAGAAUAUCUAUAUCUCUUACAAUAACCAAACUAUUAAACGCGAACGUGAAAGUUCCGUGGAUAUAGACUCUUCAUUGUCUAUUCCUGAAGUAAAGAGAAGGCGGAAGCUUACUUAUUUUAACGGGAAUGGCCAAAAGAAAUGGGAAAUUCAAAAUCCCCUUAUUAUUGAGGAUGUUAACAUAUCCUCAAGUUUAGCCAGGUUUAGAAGAAAAAGUAUUAGUGCCGCUGAAAAAAAGAGGGAUCUCACGCCCAUACGAAUCUUGGGCUUGUCUUUUAUUUUUCCUGUCAACAAAUUCGACAGCGUCAAUUGCAUCUCCAGCUACUUGGAAGAGGAAGUAGCUGUUGCUUUGGAAAGAGAAGCUUAUAAGGGUAUUCAACUACCCAAAGUUUCAGGCCUGGCAGUACUUUACUGCAAGCAGCUCAUUGAUGAGGAGGAUAUUCAACCAUCCUUUGCGGCUACCUCUGAUCUCGAUGACGCUGUGGUUGAGUUGGCUAAGAGUUUCUUUACUGGCUCCGCCAUGGCUAAUGACAGGUCAGAGGCCAGCUUCACAAUGAAGUUCUUGUGGCCAGUUCUUCAAAUGAUGCUCCUAGACGGGGCUGAUGAAGAUACUGUUUUUUCUGUGGUUGACGUUACUGAAGAAGGUCGCAGUUGCAAGCCAGACUUCCAAUUAGGCUUAAAAAACCGCAAGAGAGAAGUUUACUUCUUUUUUGUUGAAGUAAAGCGUCCAAACAAGCAAAGCAAGUAUCAAGAGGAAGACGAUUUUGUCAAGCUUCUGAAGCAACUCAAGACAUCCUUGGAUCGUCAACUCUUGUUGGGAAUGAAAAAUCCCAUUUCCUUUGGCUUACUUUGUGAAGGUUUUCACUGCUCCCUUUAUAGAAUGAGCCUAAAGGCAGAAGGCGUUUAUAUGCCUGUUAUGAUCAAACGCUUCUCCUUGGUUAGCAACAGCUCAGAAUUAAUGAAUACACCAUUAAUUGUUGAAGCCAUUGGCGCCGUCAAGAAUGAGUUUGCCUCAUUCAAGGCAAAGUACCAAGAAAGAACCAAGGAAGAAGUUGAAAAGAUGAGCAAUUUGAUGAAGCCAUCUUUUGUUACAAAAUUCAAAAAAUAAAAUUCCAUAUAAUUUAUUCCAAG
Messenger RNA from Gilbertella persicaria, 1218 nucleotides. RefSeq lists its product as uncharacterized. Lineage: Eukaryota; Fungi; Mucoromycota; Mucoromycetes; Mucorales; Choanephoraceae. The record is from RefSeq and is a predicted model, not a curated record. The coding region runs from base 56 to 1195 and encodes 379 amino acids. The transcript has 8 exons.